Clonostachys byssicola is the source of this 2037-nucleotide messenger RNA. The record is from the annotation of a GenBank genome assembly. NCBI's taxonomy places the organism in Eukaryota, Fungi, Ascomycota, Sordariomycetes, Hypocreales, Bionectriaceae.
AUGUCUGCCGUUGCUGCGAAGGAGUCCUACCUCCACCCUCUCGACCCCGCCACGGCCGAAGAGAUUGAGAAGGCCACCUCCCUCGUUAAACAACUCUUCUUUGGUAUCCCACUCCACUUCAAGGCAGCCGGCCUCGAUGAACCCCCCAAGCGGGACCUGUCUGCCUAUCUCGAUGCUGAGCACGACGGCAGACCGCUUCCUCCUCUGCCUCGUCGCGUCUUUGUCAUGUGGUACAUCCAUCGCACUCCCAGACUAUUUGAAGGUGUGGUCGACGUGACAAACAACAAGGUUGAGCAGUAUCAAGAGCUCCCCCGCGACUUCCAUGGCCCUGUUGACCGUGCUGAGAUGAACGAGGCCGCUGAGGUCGUCAUGAAGGACCCCAACGUCAGAAAGGAAAUUCAGCGUCUCAAGAUUGACGACACCACCAUUGUCCUCGACCCCUGGGACUUUGGCGUUGAUGGAACCGAGACACAGGAAAGACACACACAGGUCUUCAUGUACAUCCGCAACCCUGAAAACAAUGACCCCGACUCUUGCCACUACUCCUUUCCUCUCGACUUCAUGGUCAUUGUCGAUCUAGUUGCCAUGAAGGUGAAGAAGAUCCUCCGUCUCCCUCUUGGUGUGGACCAGAAGACCACCGAGGUGUUCAGCGAUGUUCCGCACCGCAGGACCAACCUCUUCGAACCAGAGUACACACACAGACUCCAGAAGAACCCGCCCCGAACCACCAUGAAGCCUUACCAGGUCAUCCAGCCAGAGGGUGCUUCAUUCACCGUCAAGGGGCACCUGAUUGAGUGGGAGAAGUUCCGCUUCCGUGUUGGUUUCAACUGGCGUGAGGGUAUGACCAUUCACGAUGUUUCAUUCAUGGGCCGCAAGGCGUUCUACCGUCUUUCUCUCUCUGAGAUGUUUGUCCCAUACGGCGAUCCUCGCAACCCUAUCUACCGCAAGGGCGCUUUCGACCUUGGCAAUGUCGGUGCAGGUGUGACUGCCAACAACCUCGCUCUUGGUUGUGAUUGCCUGGGAGUUAUCAAGUACCUCGGCGGCCAUGUUGUCGGAAAUGACGGUGCUGCCGUCGAGAAGCCCAACGCCAUCUGCAUCCACGAGGUCGACCAGGGCAUCCAGUGGAAGCACACCAACCACCGCACCAAGAACGCCACGGUGGUGCGCAAGCGACAGCUUGUUCUGCAACAGAUCAUCACCGUUGCCAACUACGAGUAUAUCUUUGCUUGGAUCUUUGACCAGUCUGGCGAGAUCACCUUCGAGACCCGCGCCACCGGCAUCCUCUCCACUCAACCAAUCGAUGCCGAUGCCAAGGUCCCAUGGGGAACUCGUGUCGGCGACGGUGUCAUGGCUCCUUACCACCAGCACAUCUUCAAUGUCCGCAUUGACCCUGCCGUAGGCGGCCCCAACAACUCCUUCGUCUAUUCCGACUCGGUCCGCAUGGACUGGGACGAGGAGCUCAACCCCCUGGGCACGGGAUACGUGACCAAGGAGACCACCAUCCACCGCGCCAGCUCCGUCCAGGACAGCGUCGCCGACGGCCGCGUCUUCAAGAUCGUCAACCCCAACAUCGAGAACCCCGUCUCCAAGACCCCCAUCGGCUACAAGGUCGUCCCCAUCCGCUCCCAGAUGCUCCUUGCCCAGCCGGGCUCCUGGCACUGGCGCCGCUCCGAGUUCUGCGAGGCCCCCAUGUGGGUGACCAAGUACCAGGACCGCCAGCUCUUCCCCGCGGGCGACUACACCAACCAGUCCCUCGGCGGCACGGGCAUCAAGAGCUGGACCACCCACAACCCGGACCCCGUCGUCAACGAGGACAUUGUCGUCUGGCACACGUUUGGCUUCAACCACAUCCCCCGCGUCGAGGACUUCCCCAUCAUGCCCGCCGAGAUCGCGCAGAUGCACCUCAAGCCGUACAACUUCUGCAACUACAACCCCACCAACGACGUGCCUCCGUCGAACCAAGAGUUUAACAAGAGUGUGCUGUAUGAGGAUCAGCAGGCUGCUUCUGCCGAUUUGUGCUGCCGGAACAAGCUGUGA